This is a messenger RNA of Anthostomella pinea, 1545 nucleotides long. NCBI's taxonomy places the organism in Eukaryota, Fungi, Ascomycota, Sordariomycetes, Xylariales, Xylariaceae. The record is from the annotation of a GenBank genome assembly.
AUGGCGAUCUUGAAUCUUUUCUUCGUCUACACGAGCUACUCAUGCAUCCUCUACUGCAUUCUCGUCCUCGGCUUCCGCCUGCUCCUGCACCCGCUCCGGAAGUACCCGGGGCCCUUCGCGGCGAAGCUCUCGGAAGCCUACGGCGGGUUCUACGCCCUGAGAAAGCGGCUUCAUCUGCAGACCUACGAGAACCACUUGAGAUACGGCCCCGUUCUGAGACAGGCUCCGAACCGGCUGAUAUUCAAUUCUGUUUCAGCGUUGCAAGCCAUCUACCAGAAUGAGAGGGUCAAUAAGUCCUACGUGUACGCUGUUGCACAGCCUGAGCAGCAUAACACAUUCAUCACGACGAACAGGGCCCAGCAUCGCCCCAAGAGGAGACUGAUGAGCCAGGUGCUGUCGGAACAGUCGAUGAGGUCUUUUGAGCCCAUCAUGGUGAACCAGGUCCUCAUCUUCCUGCGUCAACUGUUACAGGCCAACUCAAGCCCCGUGAACAUGACUCCUAUGUGUCGAUAUCUCGGCCUCGAUGUCGCCGGUCUCUUGGGCUUUGGUUACGAGCGUAACCUCCAGACCGACCAUGCACAUAGAUCUUUGACCGACGCCCUCACUUUCGGUAACUAUCGUACCAACCAAAGGCUCAACACGGUGUUGAUGGACCUGCUCCCAAAUCGCCUGCGGACAGAACUUCGGGCCACCAUCGAGAAAAUGAUAUUGACCCGGCUCGCCCAGCCGUCAGAAGAUAAGCACGAUCUGUUGUCUGUUUUUAGCGAGGCCGAGCAGUCGGACCUCGAUAUAAAGAACAUGAAGAAGAGCGCUAUCUGGGCCGAAGCUAUCUUAUUCUUUGCCGCAGGUGGUGAGACCAUCGCAUCCACGCUUGCCGCCACGUUUUUCUACCUGUCACAAAACCCGGAAUGCUAUCAAAAGCUAGCCACGGAGAUCCGGUCCACGUUCAGCUCGGGUUCCGAAAUCCGCGGCGGGCCGCGCCUCUCAAGCUGCCGCUACCUCCGUGCCUGUAUCGACGAGGCUCUCAGGAUGUCUCCGCCCGUGCCAGGGACCUUGUGGCGCGAAGCAGCGACUGAUGCAAAAGACAAGCCGCUCAUCAUAGGCGUGAGCAUCUACAGCCUCCACCACAACGAGAAUUACUUCCCGGACUCAUUCCAAUUCCAGCCAGAACGAUGGCUUGCAAAGGACAACAACAACAACAACAACAACAACAACAAAGCCGCGCAUGAAGCUUUUGUAGCCUUCUCGAUGGGAUCCCGGGUGUGUGCGGGAAAGGCGAUGGCAUACCUCGAGACGAGCCUCGUCCUGGUUAUGACGUUUUGGUAUUUCGACUUUGAGCCGAGCAGUAGCGAAGGCAAAGAGGCGGGGGAGCAGAAGAAUACCGCUGGAGGAAAGGGCUGGCGCGUUGGCGAGUUCCAGAUGCAGGAUAUCUUUGCGGCCGGUCACGACGGCCCUGAACUCAGGUUUCGCCCGCGGGGUGACUUCUGCUGCGAAGAACUCUCACGCCGAGGAAACGGGCCGGCAGACAUGCUUCAACUACUCUGA